AGACACGCAGUCACCGUGGUCCCCGGUGGUUGUAGCGAUUCGGUAGUCUUAUAACGCAAACCUACUCAACCAAAAGACGGACAUGGCCAGCAUUCCCCACUUGCGAGUCAUUGCUCGGCCCGUACUAGUUAUUUCCACAUUCACCUUGGUUUUAAUACUUUGGUUAAACUUAAAUGUAAGCAAUGUAACCAAUUCCAUUUUUAAUUACCGUAGUUGUUAUACAUCGACAAUUCAACUAACUGUAACUGAUUCAGCAAGUAUACUUGGACCAGUACCUCAAAAAAAGAUUGAUAACAAACAAAAUCAGAAUGUAAGUGAAGUGGCCGUGAACGAAUCAUCGCAACCGUCAGUUCCUCAUCAAUCGUCUACUGUUACGCAACUAUGCCCUCUCGUUUCCCCUAAAUUAGUUGGUUGGACGAAUAUUUCCUUGGAGAAGAUAGACAUCCUUCGAAAUGAGACUGACGUGGAAUUGAUAGAAGCUGGAAUCGAGGCUGGUGGAAGGUAUCAACCAAAAGAGUGCCUAUCACGACACAAAGUCGCUAUCGUGGUGCCUUACCGAGACAGGAAAGAUCAUUUGACUGUUUUCUUACGUUAUCUGCAUCCUUUCUUGCAGCGACAGCAACUCAACUAUGUCGUUAUUGUUGUUGAACAAUCCAACAGCUCGUCGUUCAACAGAGGAAUGUUAAUGAAUAUCGGGUUCAACGAAGCUCAGUUGCAAGAAGAUUUUCAGUGUUUCAUCUUUCACGAUGUCGAUUUCCUACCAGAGGAUGACGGUAAUCCCUACACCUGUCCGCAAGCCGGAAAACCCAGGCAGAUGUCAUUCUCCAUCGAUUACUGGGACAAUUACAAACCGACACCGGCUAGCCAUUUCGGAGGAGUUACCGCCUUUUCUACAAAUGAUUUCCGACAAAUCAAUGGCUUCUCGAAUUCUUUUUGGGGCUGGGGUGGCGAAGACGACCAAUUAUAUCAACGCGUUCGGUUCAAUAAUCUAACCGUAGCUAGAGCUUACGAGGAUCAGCCAUCACUCGUCCAUCUUGUUCGAUACAGGACUUUGUCGCACAAGAAAGCAGAACCUAAUCCCGAUAGGAAACUAGUGUUGAAGGAAGGCUCGGUGCGAUUUCAAGCUGAUGGUUUAAAUGAUCUUCGAUAUAAGAGGCUCAAUUUUGAAUUGAAACCACUUUAUACUCAUAUUAUUGUUGAAAUUCAACCGUAUGGUGACCGUAACAUGUCAAGCGUGUUAACGGAAUCUCUGUAAAUCUUGGAAUGAGCUUGUUCAUUUGA
Messenger RNA from Daphnia carinata, 1281 nucleotides. Its product is annotated as beta-1,4-N-acetylgalactosaminyltransferase bre-4-like. The transcript is spliced from 4 exons. Gene Ontology annotation, molecular function: N-acetyl-beta-glucosaminyl-derivative 4-beta-N-acetylgalactosaminyltransferase activity. The record is from RefSeq and is a predicted model, not a curated record. The coding region runs from base 83 to 1255 and encodes 390 amino acids. Lineage: Eukaryota; Metazoa; Arthropoda; Branchiopoda; Diplostraca; Daphniidae. Gene Ontology annotation, biological process: glycosphingolipid biosynthetic process; carbohydrate metabolic process.